Molecule: messenger RNA, 516 nt
Organism: Aspergillus clavatus NRRL 1
Lineage: Eukaryota; Fungi; Ascomycota; Eurotiomycetes; Eurotiales; Aspergillaceae
Product: proteasome maturation protein
Exons: 3
Coding region: 1-516 (171 amino acids)
Biological process (GO): proteasome assembly
Cellular component (GO): cytoplasm; nucleus
Source: RefSeq, a predicted model, not a curated record
AUGUCCCUCCGCAUAGCACCCCCCGCCAACUACGCUACCCAAACCUCCAACACAACCACCCGAUCAACCCUCCCCGGCUCAACCCCAGCGCCCACGAAAGGCGCCCCCUCCGCCCCCGGCCUCCCCGACACCCUCCGCAACAAAAUCACCCUCCCAGCGCCCGUGGGCCCCCCCUCGGCAAACGUCAACUCCACCCCGACCUCGACGCACCCACUCGAGGCCCGCCUGCUCGCCUGGCGCCAGACCCAGGACGCCAUGAAGAUGGAGACGCUGCGCCGCGCAUACGGGAUCGCCGAGCCCGUGCGCCGCGGCAUGGAGCUGAAGAUCGUGCGCGAUGGGACGUUCCGCCCUGCGGUGCUGGGUGGGACGCGCGGUGGGAAUGUGCAUGAGGAUAUCCUUGUUCUCGGGGGCCGGGAUACGGAGGUUGGGUGGGAGGAUAUCUUCCAAGGUGAUGAGUUCAGAGAGCCGCCUUCGCUUCACGACGAGAUGGAGAAGAGACUUCGGGUGGAGUUCUGA